AAAUCAGCGACUCGAUGCGGAACAGGGAGAAAGUGAGGUGAGGAUAGCGGGCGUUCGUAGAUAGAGGGGCCGACGACAGUUGCCCUUCAUCAUUCAUAGCACAUUUUGAACUGUUGUGGACCCCCCGGUGUUUCUGUUUUAACCGGCUGGACUGGGUUAUACGCUGAAGAUAUUGCUGUGAAAAUGGCGCAGCCAGACAGCAAGAAGAUAUUCUUUGAGAACCUGUCAGGAGCCGGGAAAGCCAUAGCGGUUCUGACGAGCGGCGGGGAUGCUCAAGGCAUGAAUGCUGCCGUACGUGCCGUGGUUCGAAUGGGGUUAUAUGUGGGUGCAAAAGUUUAUUUCAUUCAUGAGGGAUAUCAGGGUAUGGUGGAUGGUGGGGACAACAUAAGGGAAGCCACAUGGGAAAGUGUCUCCAGCAUGCUACAAGUGGGUGGGACUGUUAUCGGUAGUGCCCGCUGCAAGGAGUUUCGCAGUCACGAAGGACGCCUGAAGGCAGCUCAUAACCUGGUGCAGCGCGGCAUCACCAACCUGUGUGUGAUCGGUGGGGAUGGCAGCCUGACUGGAGCCAACCUCUUCAGGGAGGAGUGGAGCGGGCUGCUGGCAGAGCUGGUGGAGCAAGGUUUAAUUGAGGAAGAUGCCGUCCAGAAGUACUCGGCCCUUCACAUCGUGGGGAUGGUCGGCUCCAUCGAUAACGACUUCUGUGGAACUGACAUGACAAUCGGCACUGACUCUGCUUUGCACAGAAUCAUCGAGGUGGUGGAUGCAAUUAUGACAACUGCACAGAGUCACCAGAGGACAUUUGUAUUGGAGGUCAUGGGCAGACACUGUGGCUACCUGGCGUUGGUGAGCGCUCUGGCUUGCGGGGCAGACUGGGUGUUAAUCCCCGAAAUGCCUCCAGAGGAUGGCUGGGAGGAGAAGAUGUGUCAGAAACUAUCUGCGAACCGAGCAGGGAUGAAAAGGCUGAAUAUCAUAAUUGUAGCCGAAGGGGCGAUUGAUCGUAGCAACAAACCGAUUACCACUGACUAUAUUAAGAAUCUUGUUGUUAAAUGCUUGGGUUUCGACACGCGAGUAACAAUCCUGGGGCAUGUGCAGAGAGGAGGGACCCCGUCUGCCUUUGACCGCAUCUUGGCCAGUCGUAUGGGUGUGGAGGCUGUUCUGGCUCUUCUGGAGACCACCGCCAACACUCCGGCCUGUGUGGUCUCUCUGUAUGGGAACCAAUCGGUGCGCCUGCCUCUGAUGGAGUGUGUACAGAUGACUCAGGAAGUUCAGAAGGCCAUGGACCAGAAACGGUUUGAGGAGGCUGUGAAGCUUCGGGGCAGGAGCUUUGAAAACAACCUGAAGACAUACAAACUGUUGGCUCAUCGGAAACCAGAAACUGAACUGCCAACUAGCAACUUCAAUGUGGCUGUAUUGAAUGUUGGAGCCCCUGCAGCAGGCAUGAAUGCUGCCGUCCGUUCGGCCGUCAGGGUGGGCAUCUCUGAAGGGCACAAGAUGUUUGCGGUCAGCGAUGGGUUUGAGGGAUUCUACAAAGGACAGAUUAAGGAGAUUAAAUGGGCGGAUGUUGGAGGAUGGACAGGACAGGGUGGUUCUCUACUGGGAACCAAAAGAACGCUUCCUGCAAAGCACAUUGAUAAAAUUGCUGAGCAGAUGCGAAUGCACAAUAUAAAUGCACUGCUGGUUAUCGGUGGAUUUGAGGCCUUCCUGUCACUGCUGGAAUUGUUAACGGCUCGCGGGAAAUAUGACGAGUUCUGUGUGCCCAUGGUCAUGGUCCCAGCCACUGUCUCCAACAAUGUGCCGGGCUCAGACCUCAGCAUUGGCGCUGACACGGCUCUGAACGCCAUCACUACUGCGUUUGAGAGUCUGCUGCAGCUGUAUGAGGCUCGUGCUACCUAUGAAGAGUUUUGCAUCCCGAUGUGUAUGCUGCCUGCAACCAUAAGUAACAAUGUACCGGGCACAGAUCUAAGUAUCGGGGCAGACACGGCCCUCAAUGCCAUUGUGGAGACUUGCGACCGCAUCAAGCAGUCGGCCAGCGGGACCAAGAGACGCGUGUUCAUCAUUGAGACGAUGGGAGGCUACUGUGGCUACCUGGCCAGUGUAGGAGGUCUGGCUGCUGGAGCCGAUGCUGCCUACAUCUUUGAGGAGCCAUUCGACAUCAGAGACUUGCAGGCCAAUGUUGAACAUCUGACAGAGAAAAUGAAGACCAGCAUUCAAAGAGGACUGGUCCUCAGGAAUGAGAACUGCAAUGACAACUACACAACAGACUUCAUCUACCAGCUGUACUCUGAAGAGGGCAGAGGAGUGUUUGACUCCAGGAAGAAUGUGCUGGGACACAUGCAGCAGGGAGGAGCACCGUCUCCAUUUGAUCGUAACUUUGGGACCAAGAUCUCAGCCAAGGCGAUGCAGUGGAUUACCAAAAAGCUGACGGAGACGUUCAGACAAGGUGAGGUUCAUGUCUGGUGUUGUUAGCGAGCUGACCUGUGCUAGUGGAUCCUCCUUCCCUACAGAAGCGUGGCCGUUGUGAAGCAGAUCUGUCAUGGAGUCACUGUGUCUGGCAUUUUGAUGUAUUUUGUCUUCUCAAAGGAAAUUAAUUAUUGAUCAUUUACACCCAUCAAUGUAACAGUUUAAUGAGAAAUUCCCCUGACUAUAUAUUUUCAUUUGACAAAUAGCAACUGUGAAUGAUAUAUGAUCAAAUAUCCUGCCUUAAAACCAAACUGCAUGACUAAAAUUAAAGUAAAAACUCCUCUUUGUUUGUUCUAUGUCUAUUUCUCUUACACAUGGAUGACAAAAGAUGAAGGCCGAGUGUUUGCUAACACUGAGGACUCCUGCUGCCUGCUGGGGAUGCGCCGCAGGGCUCUGGUCUUUCAGCCUGUUGUGCAGCUCAAGGGGGAGACCGACUUUGUCCACAGGAUCCCCAAGGAGCAGUGGUGGUUGAAGCUGCGUCCUCUGAUGAAGAUCUUGGCCAAGUACAAGACGAGCUACGACGUCUCUGACUCCGGGCAGCUGGAGCACGUCGUACGCAACCGGCCCAAAGAGUCGGACGCUUCGGUAGCCAUGUGAAGGACCGCGCUGUACGGUGGCCUGCAAAGCCCAGUCUGUGUGUAGGACUGAAAGUGUGUGAGGUGUCGCUCCGUGUGUUGUAAAAGAGCCCCAGUAACAACAUGCUGUGUUCAUCUCCUGCCUCUGUCAUUCCCUUCAGUGUUGCUCCUUUGUUUUGUCUUGACAUCACGACUUAAGAACUGUAACCUAGCCUCUGCCGUACUCCGACUAUCAAACGCACACAUGCUUUUGCACACACAUACACGCACACACACACACGGCUGUCCUGCCAUGCAUCUGUGUGUCCUUGUCGCCCUGGAUGUUUAGUGUCACCGUUUUUAAAAUGCACUUUCUCUGUCUCCAGUCGCUUAGACAGGCUCUGAUUCCAGAGCAGCACGAGGACAGAAUAGACACUGUCUCUGAAGUAAAAACCAGCGUGUUUCUGCCUAGAAUGAGUGUGAAGUUCAGCAUAUUUAUGUGAGACUGAUUCAGUUCAGUUCUGCUGCUGCUAGUCAAGAGAGCUGCGUGCUGUGCUUUGCACUGAAAAUUAAUAUUUAUCUUUUUGACAUUGUUUAUUUUGCUCGUAAUCAUGGAUAUAUUAUUAACUGUAGGCACUGCUGUACCGAGUAGCUGUCUGUCAUGUUGCACCUACGAGUUAGAUGUGUAAGAGACUAAUGUUUCCCACAGAAUAAAAUCAGACUUGAGAAGUG
This is a messenger RNA of Acanthochromis polyacanthus (spiny chromis), 3746 nucleotides long. RefSeq names its product ATP-dependent 6-phosphofructokinase, platelet type-like. Bases 184 to 2466 code for a protein of 760 amino acids. The transcript is spliced from 23 exons. Gene Ontology annotation, biological process: canonical glycolysis; fructose 1,6-bisphosphate metabolic process; fructose 6-phosphate metabolic process. The record is from RefSeq and is a predicted model, not a curated record. NCBI's taxonomy places the organism in Eukaryota, Metazoa, Chordata, Actinopteri, Pomacentridae. Gene Ontology annotation, cellular component: 6-phosphofructokinase complex; membrane; cytoplasm. Gene Ontology annotation, molecular function: AMP binding; ATP binding; fructose-6-phosphate binding.